Messenger RNA from Caenorhabditis bovis, 2940 nucleotides. The record is from the annotation of a GenBank genome assembly. Lineage: Eukaryota; Metazoa; Nematoda; Chromadorea; Rhabditida; Rhabditidae.
AUGUGGUUGUUACAGAUUUCGACGACAUUGGAUCCAUGCGAUAACAUUUUUGAUUAUUACUGCGAAGAGAAGCCAGUUCUUCGACUAUUCAAUCCACGAAAUGAAGCGGCAUGUGAAAUCGAGGAGCAUCAAGGAUACACUAACACAACGACACCUGGAAGCCAAAGCUUCACAGAUGUCGUUGAUCUGACGAUCGUAUCGAAGUGGCUUGUGGAGAUUUUCAUUUUGAAGAAUGGAAAACAUGUUAAAAUUCAAGGCGAACGGCACAAGGCGUUUUUGACAAAAUCCAAAGAGGAUCAAAUGUACGAGAUUAUGGAAAUCAUUGAGCCUGUCACCCUUGAAUAUAUUAACAAGUUCUACUUGGGUUUGAACAGUACUGUUACGAAAAUGAGAGAGUUGAAGCUACCAAUAAGCCGGAAGAAUCCGUUCUAUCACGAAGAGUUUGAAAAAUUCCGCAUGAUGUUCAUUGAUAACAUAAAAAAAUAUUCGAGAAUAUCGAAUGAUGAAAAAGAAGAUGCGAUUGAACGACUCAUGUCGCAAAAACCAUAUUUUGCGUUUUUCAACUAUAACAAUGUGAGUAAAUGGGAGGAAACGAAGGAAAUCUACGAAAAGGAAUAUCAUCAGAUGAAAUCGAAAAUUCGUCAAGAGGAUCUGGCUUUGAGCUAUGCGGAAAAAGCAAUUCGAAUUGCCGCUGCCGAGAAGGCAACAUCGCAUUUAAGGGAAUAUAUUUCGGAAUUUUCCGAGCGAUUUGUCUUCCAAUUAAUUAUUGGCACUUCGACUUUGGAUUGCUUCAAUUAUGAAGGGGAAAUUCAUUUCGGUACUUUGGCACGAUUUGGAAAGCAAUCUCAGAAUGAAUAUCUUCCACAAUUCCGAUUCGUUAUUGCUCAUGAAUUGGGGCACGCAUUUUAUGAUCUUCAAGAAAAAAUAAUCAAUCCUGAUCUUUACGAACGAGAAGAAAAAUGCGUGAAUGAGAGCAUGACACAAUUUUCUAUAAAUGGAAAUAAUAUACCUGGCGCAAAUUACAAUCCACAAGACAAUAUUAACGAAGAUUUUGCAAAUAUGUGGGCUACUCGCUUGGUUCUACAGGAUGCUGCCGCUUCGGCAUCAAAUAAUGAUGAUAUUCGAAAAACCGUCGAAGUAAUCUUCAAACAGUUCUGCAAUAUGAAAUUCUCUACAAGCUCAACACUUAAUCCAGCUUUGAUUUCUUACAAUUUCAUGAUGGCUCAACUUCCAACAUUCAAGCAACUAUAUAAUUGUAAACCUGGUGAUCGAAUGUACAUUGAAGACGAUCAAAUUUGCACAAGUUUGGAUACCCGUUUGGUCUCGGAGUUGUAUGAGCCUCAAGUUCUCUCCAUGGAUGAUCUUAAGAUUGUCUCGGAGAGCAUGAAAAUUUUAGAGGAGACCGCUGAUGACGUUGAAGAGAAGAUUCAGAAGAUUGAGGACGGUGAAGUUGUUGAGGAGGAAAUUGUUGAUUUGGUUGAUAUAAGCAAAGAGCUCCCAAUAAAUGAAGAAGAGGAUGACGAAGUUUUAGUACCCACAGUUACCGAAGAGUCAACUGAAGAGCCAACGGCUGAGCCAAUAGAAGGUCCCACUGAUGAGCCAACGGUUGAGCCGACAGAAGUCCCCACUGAAGAACUAACGGAAGCGCCAACAGAAGAGGUCGCCGUUCAGCCAACAGCAGAACCAAUACUAGUGGAUCUUCGGUGUCUUCUCAAAUGGUAUAAUGAAAUUGAUAUAUUAUUUGGCGGUCAUGUGUUCGUUAAUAUUGCUCACAAAGAAUCACACAAGCAGCGUUUCAAAAAAGUUAUAAAGCGGCUCAGCAACGCCAACAUCAGUUAUGUCAAUGUGUAUUACAACGCGCUGGUUGCAUGUGUCGAGAUCCUUACAGAUGUCAAACCACCAAUAUCAAAAAGAAACACGUUUUUGCAUUGGGUGUUCAAAAAACUCAAAAACGCUACAAUUCAAGAGAUUGAGGAUAGCAGAUCUCUCAAUCAAACAGUCAAGAAAAACCUAAUUAAUCGAGUUCUCAAUACUCAUACAUUCUUUGCUCUUUAUGACUUCAACAAUGUUACCGUACUCCAAGAAGCAAAAACGGUAUUUGAAAGGGAAUAUCAUAGAAAGAAAUUGAUGCUUUCCAAAGAAGAUCUUCAACAUCCCCUCGCUGAAAUUAUACUGAGACUUGGUGCCAUUGAAGAAUCCAUGGGUGUGCUUAGAAAUUAUGUCGAUAAAUAUAUCGAUCGGUUUAUAUUCCAAGCCAUCGUGGCAAACCCAACCAAUGAUGCAUUCCAGUAUUUGAACAAUAAUCAUAUCACGGUGAUCACCAGAAAUGAUUUGAAGAAGCCAAAAAAGGCGCUUGCUGACACAAUCUUCGUCACAAUCCAUGAACUCCUUCAUAAUAUUUAUCCUCAUGGCAAGGAUUAUAUGCCUAGCAAUGUGUAUGAGACAGCUUUCAAUUGCACCGCACAACAUGUCAAAAGAAUUGGAGAAUCCGAUCAAGUGAAACCCGAAUCUAAGAAAUGGUUCAAUUAUGGAAACGUUCAUGAGGAUGUUGUCAAUAUUAUGGCUUGGCGAUUGGUUAUGAAAUUAUCCGCACAGGAGUCGUAUAGUGAUGAUGAGCUUAAAGCCACGAUCGAAACCAUCAUGUCAGGACUUUGUCGUCAAAGUGUUCGAAAGAAUUCUCCAAUUCCAUUCCAUCACCCAUUGGAAAUUUCAUUAAAUAGCGCUGUUGCUCAAUAUCCUCUUUUCCAAAAGCUCUACAAAUGCACGAAAACGGAUCGGCUAUAUGUUGAGCAGAGUGAAAUGUGUAAACCAUUUGGCGACGAGGAAAAUAUUGCCAAAUAUCAUGCAAAAGGGUCGAGUGAGAGUUUAGGGUUUUUCGAUGGAUUGCUGGAAAAUGCGAGAAGAAUGAAUUUCACAUAUGAAGUCGACAAUGAGAUUUAA